AUGGAUUAUCCAGGAAAUAAUCUCCUCGGGAGUGGCAGUCCUCUUUUGAGCGGCGCAGUUAGGAUGGAUUAUCCAGGAAAGGAUCGCCUCGGGAGUGGCAGUCCUCUUUUGAGCGGCGCAAAUCUAGGAAAGGAUCUCCUCGAGGAGUGGAUGUCUUGUUUUGAGUGGUGCAGCCGUCAUGGCACAUGCGCAUUCUACCGUCCAAAAUCGAAGGUCACCAGUCCACUUCCUGAACAACACUAUUAUCUGAAGUAUGAAACUGAAGACAAAUGUAAAUCUGCACCGGAACCGGAAUGCUACCGCUACGUGAACCGCAGACCGCGGUACACCGGGAGGAAAGUAACAACAGAGAAUGGGAUCACGUGCCAGAGAUGGGAUGCGCAGACGCCUCAUAAGCACGAUAAAAUCUUCACGUACUUGUUCCCAGAGGACUCGAUUGCCGCGGCGGAAAACUUCUGUCGUAAUGCCGACAAUAACGGGUCACCUUGGUGCUACACGGUCGAUCCAAAAACAAGAUGGCAAGAAUGUGGAAUUCAGCUGUGUACAGUUUAA
This is a messenger RNA of Gigantopelta aegis, 552 nucleotides long. Its product is annotated as plasminogen-like. The coding region runs from base 1 to 552 and encodes 183 amino acids. The transcript is spliced from 3 exons. Gene Ontology annotation, molecular function: signaling receptor binding; endopeptidase activity. NCBI's taxonomy places the organism in Eukaryota, Metazoa, Mollusca, Gastropoda, Neomphalida, Peltospiridae. The record is from RefSeq and is a predicted model, not a curated record.